Messenger RNA from Ziziphus jujuba (common jujube), 2147 nucleotides. RefSeq lists its product as uncharacterized. NCBI's taxonomy places the organism in Eukaryota, Viridiplantae, Streptophyta, Magnoliopsida, Rosales, Rhamnaceae. The record is from RefSeq and is a predicted model, not a curated record. The transcript has 3 exons. Bases 542 to 1942 code for a protein of 466 amino acids.
GUCCUCCUCUCCGCUGCUUCGUCCGGUUGCACAGAGAGCUUUAAUGGUUGCUGUAUGGAGACUGAAGAGGAAUAUCGGAUGCUUUGGAGAAGAAGAUGAGCUGGUGGAUCCUUAUUGGGUUAGGUUUGCCACGUCAGAGCAACUGCACUGUUAUAACUUUCACAGAAAGAGUAGGGACAUUCAAGUAAAUUCAUGGAGAACAUGGGAAAUGCCAAAACUAAAAACAAAUGUAAAAGACACUCCAGAAUCAGCGCCAAAUUGACACAGUUCCCAUGCUUCCUCAACAUUGUUUAUUCCGCUCUCAUCCUCAUCCUUAUGAGAGAGAGAACAAAGAGUAGUUGUAUAGUCCUUUUUACAUGACAAGCUACUCUAUGUUCCAAUCAAUAUAAUUAGCUUCUGUGUUACUGACAACAGGAAAGGCCAAGAAAGAAAUAAGAAAAAAAAAAAGUUUGGAGGUUCAUUUUCCUUCCUUUGAUUUUCAGAGAGAGAGAGAGAGAGUGAGAAGAGAAAAAUUUAAAAUUUGUGAAAGAGAGAAAUCAAGAUGGGUUUGGGGGGAUCUCAUUCUCAUAACAAAGGGAAUAACAACAACAAUGGGGGGAGUAGAGGGAGGCCAUAUGGAGUGAUGUUACUGCUGGCAUUUGGAGCUGCAUUGCUUGGGGUCAUGAUCCUCCACAAGCUCAGGGAAAGGCGCAUCUUCAACCUCCUUCUCAAAGACAGAGACAACGAGCUCAUUUCCAUUCACCUUCUCUUACAGAAGGAAAGAGACCGAGUCCAAGAAGUCAAUAGGAAGAAUGAAGAUAUGAAAGCCAAUAUAUACACUCUCAGAAACCAAAAGAUGGAGGUUGACAGAAGACUUAUUGAGAUGCAAUCUACGAUUGAUUCCCUUAAAGAUGAACAAAGAACAAUGGAGGUCGCAAUUGAGGAGAAGCAGAACGAGAUCAAGAUGCUAAGGCUAAAAGAGUCAGCUACCACUGAAACUGAAAAUACCCAAGUGACAGAAUUAAUAGAAACUUUGAAGCAAAAAGAUGCUGAAAUUGAGGAUUUGAAAAAACGUCUUCAGAACCCAGUAAAGAUGAGUUCAGAUGAUGAUCCAUCAAACCCGUCUGUAAAUCUUACUACUGUUACCGGAAACACAGUGGGAAAAGAAAAAACUGCUGAAGGUGAUGGCAAAAUAAUUGUCACUGACCAGAAGUCGAAAAAUUCACAAGAUCAGAGAAUUGAGUAUGGGACCAGCAUGGGUGAAAAACAGGGACAAGGAAAGAAAAGUGAAGAUUUCAAAGAUGAUGGCAGUGAGGAGAACAACAUUGCUGCAAGUGAGACAAUUAGUGAUGGUGGUGGAAAAGACAUUGAGGAAAAUGGGGAACUAGGAAGACUUGAAAAUGCUCAAGGUGAAGGUCAGGAACACGUUGAGAAUUCUAAUGGUGGGAUGAAAUUGGAUCGGCAAGAAAAUUCCAACAACAAUGUCUGGCCAAUGAAGAGAGGUAAACAUGGUUCUUUUAGUAAUACAAAGGGAAGAAGAUGGAGAUUAAUAGCUAAGAAUAGGAGGUUCGAGAAUAGAAACUUCAAAAACAAUGGAGUAACAGGCAUGAGAACUAGAAAAUUCUUUGAAGAUGAUCAAGGUCGCUUGAAGGGCAGAACAAAGGCAGCACCUUUCAGAGGAGGAUUAACCACCGGAGAUGAUAAUCGCCAUGUGGGAGUAGCAGAGGUGGUCAAUUCUGGGGCUGCAAAGGACCAAGAUGCCACUGAUGGUCAACAGAGCAGGGAUAUCAACAGGGAGGCGACAAAGAAGAAUGAGGCAUCAGAACAUUUGGAUAACGAUUUCAAAGAGCCAGGCAACCAUGCAGAUGAUGAUAAAGGUGAUGGUAAUUUCUCUAGUAAAUCUGGUUCCACUUCUGAACAAGAUGAAGAGUACAAGGAUGAGAUAGAUGACACAGAGUCCUAACUAAUAAUCAAGUUCUUGAGGCAUGCUUGCCGUAGAGCUGUCAGAUAUAUGUAUGUAUCUAUUAAUGCGGUUUGCUUGUGAUGCUUGUUUAGUAUGUUAAAAUGAUGAAAAGAUGGGGAAACAAAAUCGUGAAACGAAAAACAAGAUCAGCUAUCAUUAAAUGCCAAAAUAUAGAAAAUAAAAAGGUGCAGAGUUCGAAUGGUUU